Molecule: messenger RNA, 711 nt
Organism: Acanthosepion pharaonis
Lineage: Eukaryota; Metazoa; Mollusca; Cephalopoda; Sepiida; Sepiidae
Source: the annotation of a GenBank genome assembly
AUGAAAAAUUGCUGUAUUCUCUCUGAACGACAUCUAUCUAUCUAUCUAUCUAUCUAUCUAUCUAUCUAUCUAUCUAUCACCGUUUAUAUAAUAUCUAUCACAUUCUCUUCAUAUCUAUCUAUCAAUCUAUCUAUCUAUCUAUCUAUAUAUCUAUCUAUCUCUCUCUCUCUCUCUCUCUAUCUAUCUAUCUAUCUAUCUAUCUAUCUAUAUAUAUAUAUAUAUAUAUAUAUAUAUAUAUAUUCUUCUGUAUCACUUGAAUAUCUUUCUUUCUUUCUUUCUUUCUUUCUUUCUUUCUUUCUUUCUUUCUUUCUUUUCAUUAUAAUAAUCAUUCUAUCCAAAAGUCUUUGUCUUCUGUAUCACUUGAAUAUCUUUCUUUCUUUCUUUCUUUCUUUCUUUCUUUCUUUCUUUCUUUCUUUUCAUUAUAAUAAUCAUUCUUCUUCUGUAUCACUUGAAUAUCUUUCUUUCUUUCUUUCUUUCUUUCUUUCUUUCUUUCUUUCUUUUCAUUAUAAUAAUCAUUCUAUCCAAAAGUCUUUGUGUUCUGUAUCACUUGAAUAUCUUUUUCUUUCUUUUUCUUUCUUUCUUUCUUCUUUCUUUCUUUCUUUUCAUUAUAAUAAUCAUUCUGUCCAAAAUCUUCUGUAUCACUUGAAUAUCUUUCUUUCUUUCUUUCUUUCUUUCUUUCUUUCUUUCUUUCUUUCUUUCUUUUCAUUAUAA